Molecule: messenger RNA, 372 nt
Organism: Moesziomyces antarcticus
Lineage: Eukaryota; Fungi; Basidiomycota; Ustilaginomycetes; Ustilaginales; Ustilaginaceae
Exons: 2
Coding region: 1-372 (123 amino acids)
Source: RefSeq, a predicted model, not a curated record
AUGGUCUGCAGCCUUUGCUUGAGCUUGAUGCGUAUCGAUUCGGUACAGCCGGUUUAUAAACCGAUCGCCAUCCUCGUCACCACCUUCGCUCCUUUCCACCACACCAUCAUCACCUCCAAUACGGUCCUUCUCCGUUGUAGAAUCAUCACGCCGAACCACAUAGAAGUUGCGUUAUUCUACCUCAAGCUCGACGCUCAGGGAAAGGCGUGGUAUGCGGAGCGGUAUGGAAGCCUCGAUGUCAGCGACGAGAUUGUGCCCGAGCGUCUCUGGGUGUUCCCUGACGUUCACGUGCUGAUCGACGAGUACAAGGCUUGGCGUGCCACCCUCUCCACCACUGUGCCGACGCCGACCGAGAUCGAUCGAAAGGCCUAG